AUGGCUAAGAAGUUCUUGAUUGCCGGCAUUUCAGUUAUUCUCGUUGUAGCAAUUGUAAUUGGUGUUAUCGCCACUAUCACUCACUCAAACCAAAAGACCGGCAACAAUGCAACAAGCAUUGCCUCAGCCUCACAUGAUGUCACCGGCAUUUGCACAGGAACUGACUUCCAAGAAACAUGUGUGAAGAGCCUCUCCAAAGUCCUAAACGGUACCACCUCUCCUCAAGACGCUCUAAAGGCUUCAAUUGAGGUUGUUAUAGAUGAAUUCAAUGCUGCCGUCAACCGUGCACGUGAAAUCCAGAAGAAAGUUGCCGACAAGUAUCCCGGUGCAGUUUCUGACUGUGAGCUUCUUCUUUCUAAGUCACUGGAUAAUCUCAAUGCCGCAUUGACAUCCUCCGGUCACACCGAUAAAUUAUCGAGUUAUGCAAAUGAUAUCGAUAAUUGGCUUAGUGCCGUUAUCGCCUCCAAAGGGACAUGUGUCGAUGGGUUCUCUAAUGAUCAAGCAUUACAGAAAAAUAUCAGUGGUGUCUUUGAUUACAUGACUGAGUUAAUUAGUAAUUCACUAGCCAUACUUCAAGAGGUCACAACACUUCUUGAUCAAGUUCAGAAUUUGCCGAACAUUUUAAUACCAACAUCUCAACGGAGACUGCUUUCCGAGGAAGAGGUUUAUCCUGCACAUCCUGAUGGCUUCCCGGUGUGGCUAUCUCCGGCUGACAGGAGAUUAUUAAGACAAAGGAAUGGACGUGUGAGGCCUAAUAUGGUGGUGGCUCAAGAUGGAAGUGGAGACUAUAAGAGCAUCAAUCAGGCUCUGAAGAACUUACCUAAGAGGUACAGAGGCAGGUUUGUGAUAUAUGUGAAGGCAGGGAGAUACCAUGAAAAGGUGGUGAUAGAAAAGUGGAUGACAAAUAUUAUGAUGUACGGUGAUGGAUCGAGGAAGACGGUGAUCACCGCUAAUUCUUACAAAGAUGAUAAAAGUGGUAGUACCACUUUCAACAGCGCCACUUUCUCUGCGCUGGGGAAUGGAUUCAUUGCAAGGGAUAUUGGGUUCAGUAACACAGCAGGACCGGAGAACCAUCAAGCAGUGGCGCUGACGGUGACAUCAGACAUGUCGGCUUUCUUCCGGUGCAGGAUUGAUGCUUACCAAGAUACAUUAUAUGUUCACUCUGAACGGCAAUUCUACCGGAACUCUGUCAUCUCCGGCACGGUUGACUUCAUUUUCGGUGACUCGAAGACGGUAAUACAAAAUUGUCUAAUUAUCGUACGUAAAGGAAGUCCUGGCCAGAAGAACAUGGUGACAGCUCAAGGUAGGGAUCUCCGACGACAAGGUACUGCUUUGGUUAUCCAAAAUUGCAGGAUUUUGCCAGACAGAAGCCUCUUCCCAAAGAGAUUAGAGAUUGAAAGCUACCUUGGAAGGCCAUGGAAAAUAUAUUCAAGAACUAUCAUCAUGGAGAGCACCAUUGGUGACUUAAUCAGGCCUGAAGGAUGGUAUGCAUGGGAUGAAACGAGUCCGGUGAAGUAUGUGUAUUAUGGUGAGUAUAACAACCGAGGUCCCGGCGCUAACACUCACCGGCGAGUGAAAUGGCCCGGCGUUAGAGUCAUCAGCCGGAGGGAGGCCCUUAUGUUCACAGCUAAUAGCUUGCUUAAUGCUCGGACUUGGUUGAGGCUCACCGGAAUUCCUUACCUUCAAACGUUCAAGAAUUAA
This is a messenger RNA of Dioscorea cayenensis subsp. rotundata (Guinea yam), 1701 nucleotides long. Its product is annotated as pectinesterase-like. The coding region runs from base 1 to 1701 and encodes 566 amino acids. The transcript is spliced from 2 exons. Gene Ontology annotation, biological process: cell wall modification. NCBI's taxonomy places the organism in Eukaryota, Viridiplantae, Streptophyta, Magnoliopsida, Dioscoreales, Dioscoreaceae. Gene Ontology annotation, molecular function: pectinesterase activity; pectinesterase inhibitor activity. The record is from RefSeq and is a predicted model, not a curated record.